This is a messenger RNA of Rubroshorea leprosula, 1828 nucleotides long. The record is from the annotation of a GenBank genome assembly. Lineage: Eukaryota; Viridiplantae; Streptophyta; Magnoliopsida; Malvales; Dipterocarpaceae.
AAAAAAAUAUUAAAGAAAAGAAUUUUGUAAUAUUUUUAUGACAUUAUUACCGAACAGCGAUUCUUUCUCUGUCUUCGCCUUGGCCAUUCCAGUAUUCCGCUCUCUGUUUUCUCAUUUCGUCGCCUUAAUCUCAACCCUAACAAUUUCUAAAUCUAUCUUCGAUUUUAGCACUUGAAUUCCUCUCUGGUCUCCGAUUUCUGUCAGUGCGGUUAGGGUUUUGAUUUCUUCUACUGCCAAUGUUAGCGUCGGGAGAUUGUCUGAGCAGAGGGGGAUUUUGAAUGUUGAUAGUGCAAUAAUUUCGGCGAUUUGGAUUCGAAUUGCUUGGGAAAAAGGGUUUUGCCGUGGACUUGAAGAUCUGCGGCUGACGAAAUGGCCACUGACUUGCCGAUGAGCCCUGAGUUGGAGCAGAUCCAUGGUGAAAUUCGCGAUAAUUUCCGUGCUCUUGCAAAUGGCUUUCAGAAGCUCGAUAAAAUCAAAGAUUCCAAUAGGCAAAGCAAACAGCUGGAGGAACUCACUGGGAAGAUGAGGGAAUGCAAAAGAUUGAUUAAAGAGUUUGAUCGUGAAAUUAAAGAUGAGGAAAGCAAAAAUCCUCCUGAAGUGAAUAAGCAACUCAAUGAUGAGAAGCAGUCUAUGAUCAAAGAACUGAAUUCCUAUGUGGCAUUGAGAAAAACAUUCAUGAAUACUCUUGGUAACAAGAAAGUUGAACUCUUUGAUAUGGGAGCAGGAGUAAGUGAACCUACUGCAGACGAAAAUGUCAAAAUGGCAUCAUCAAUGUCAAAUCAGGAGCUUGUUGAUCAUGGAAGGAAAGCAAUGGAUGAGACUGAUCAAGCCAUUGAACGCUCUAAAAUGGUUGUCCAACAAACAAUUGAAGUAGGAACACAAACUGCCGGGACCUUGAAGGGCCAAACUGAACAAAUGGGUCGUAUUGUGAAUGAGUUGGAUACAAUUCAGUUCUCCAUUAAGAAGGCUUCCCAACUAGUGAAGGAGAUUGGCAGACAGGUUUAGUUGAUUGUUUGGGUUCUAAAUCUGUCUCUUUAAUUUAACUUUUUAUGUGUAUUACUAUUUAAAUUUCUUUUUUCACCCACAGGUGGCUACAGAUAAAUGUAUCAUGCUAUUCCUCUUUCUUAUCGUCUGUGGUGUGAUUGCCAUUAUAGUUGUGAAGAUUGUCAAUCCCAACAACAAGGAUAUCAAGAACAUUCCUGGAUUGGCACCCCCAGUACCCUCAAGGAGGCUGUUAUAUGUAAGGGACCCUCAGUAAUUGGAGUUGAUGCAUCAUUCCAGACUGGAGAUUGGCAAUACCCAUCUGGUUUUCCACGAUAUAGUUGGCUUAAUGGGAGUGGAAGGUUUGGGGCAAUGCAGUUCAGAGGAAUGUAUGGGUUUUCUCCUUGUCUUUUCAAUAUAUCCGUUCUUGCUUGAGGUGUGCAUAUCCUGGUUCCUAACCUGUUUGUGUAUAUCAUUUCCCGGCGGUCUUUGGCAUUAUUUUCAAUGAGAUUCCAUGGUUCUUUUUGUACCCUUGAAGAUUGUUGUAGAGGUAGAAAGUGAUAACAUACCUUGGUUAUGAAUGGACUCGACAUGUGUAAUGCUUAAUUUCAUAUUUUAAAGGAAAAUAGCUUCUUGGACUAUUUUUAUGAUGCUGUAUCUACUGCUGGUUAAUUCUUCCAUUGAUUGCGUAAUAUCCCCAAAUUUCACAACCAAAGAAAUUACGAAGUUUUUCUCUAAGAUCACUGUCAGCAAAUCAUCAGUCUUACUGAAAAUAAAUCUGUAAGCCGCACAUUGCAGCCAUGUAAGACUUGUAACUUGCAAGUCUGAAUGAAAGAGGUCUAAUUUU